CUGCAUGUAAUGUAUGUCGGCAAAAGUGGAAUAAAUUGCAAGGGAUUACAGUUUGAAUUUAAUAAGUAUUUAAUACGUUUAGUUAUCUAAUUCGGCGCUGCUUACUUCCUGCGCGUUACUGUUAAUCGUGCUGUUUAAACGGAUCUGCAACAAAAGUCUACAAGAUGGCUGAUGUAGAAGAAGUGACACAGACCCCUUCAGAGCUUCUGGCUAGUGGGCGACGAAAUUUAGCUGUGAGAGACUACAACGCGGCCACUGAGGCUCUGGCUAAGGCCUGCGAGCUCCUGGCCAAAGAACAUGGGGACACGGCCGACCAGUGUGCAGAGGCAUAUCUAUGGUAUGGCAAGGCCUUAUUGGGACUGUCGAGAGAAGAAAGUGGGGUCCUCGGUGACGGGAUGCCGGGAACUGGCAAUGCCGAUGGUGAGGAAGAUGAUGAUAAUGAAGAAAUGGGUUUUAUUUUGGAACAAGAAGAAAACGGUGAGAAUGGCGAGGAAGAGAAUGGAGAGGCAGAAGCUGAGCCCGUAAAGGCGGAGGCUGAUGAUGGAGUGAAGAAGAGUGAAGCUGAGUCCACCACUAAAGAUGAGCCGGCCAGCAGCAGCACUGCAGAUGAUCAACCUGGCCCAUCUAAUGGAGAGGCAGCUGAUGAGUCAAUGGCUGACUUAGAAAACGAAGAUGAUGUUGACAACCUCCAGCUGGCAUGGGAAAUGUUGGACCUGGCGCGCAGCAUCCUGCGGCGGCGCGCGGAGGGCGGCGGCGCGGCGCGCGCGCAGCUGGCCGACGUGUAUCUGGCGCUCGGUGAAGUCGCUCUAGAGAGCGAAACAUACGACAAGGCAGUCGUCGAUAUGCAAAGUUGCUUAGAAAUCCAAAAAGAACUGUACAAUAGUGACGACCGCCGCAUUGCUGAAACCCACUAUCAAAUCGGUUUAGCAAACUCGCUCGCCUCCAAUUUCGAAGACGCGAUCACCCACUUCAAAAAUGCCGCCAACAUUCUCGAGACUCGCAUCAAAACGCUAGAGAAUCCCGCAACAGUCAAAGACGAUGCUACCGUUAAGAAACACUCCACGGCAGAUCCGUUCUACUCCGUCGAGGGAGAAAUUAAGGAGUUGAAGGAACUACUGCCAGAGAUUCAGGAGAAAAUACAAGACAUGAUGGACUAUAAGACUGAGACGAAAAAGCGACUCACCGAAACGCUGUUCUCCUCAAACGGCGAAAGCUCCCACCUCAACGGCGCUGGCUCAAGCUCCUCAGAGGCCAAGCCCAAGCCUGCUGCCUCAGACAUCUCCCAUCUCAUCAAGAGGAAGAGAAAGUCCAGCGAAGGCGACGAGGCCUCCUCCGCUAAAAGGGCUAACACGUGAAUAGUUAACAAUCCCCUCCAACAACAUAUUCCACUGUAAAAUUAUUGUUGUAGUCUAAAAUCGUGUGGAAUUUUUUAAUAUCACCUUUAUAAGGAUUAUGUACAAGAUAAGAGCUUGCGCACUGGCGUUUACGGUAAACCACGUUCGAUAACGGUUUUGUGUGUACAAUCAAUUGUCUAAGAUAAACAGAUAAUCGGCUGAUUAAAUUGAAGCUCUUAGGGUCGGUUGCACCAAACUGUUUGUCAUCGUUAAAGAGUUCGCUAAAUUUGAUUGUAUGGAAAGUUUCAUAGUAAACCGCCGCGGCGUCGUUGAUCAGUCUGUCAAGUGUGGAUGGUGCAACUUGCACUUAUUCUUAGCUACUAAUUUUGAAUUGUGUUCAUGUAGUGUUAAUCGCUAGUUCGCAGGCUCUAAGGCAUUAGGAAACAUGUACUGUGUCUGGCCUUAUUGACCCUGCCAUACAUAUAGACCGCGGACCAGGAACAGAUUUCCAUGACCAAUCGCCUCCCGGGCGAAAACUCGUAUAGUGGUUAACGGCUAUGUAUGAUGAACCCUCGUGAACGUCAGCUGCCGCUCCGUUGGUGGGUUGAGGAAUGGCAGCAAAUAUAUUCUAUAAAAAAAAAUUGUCAUCGCCUCCCGCUUGAUACUUUGUCAGAUGAUAGUUUAGAUGCUAUUGUGAAUAAACAAAAUCGUCAGCCGAUUGUAUCGUUGUGGAAAGACCGUCAGCUGGUCACAUGAACAUGUAAAAAAGAAAAUUCUUUUCAGUCAUUGGCGUGAUUGGCGUCAUCGCCUCCCGUUUGAUACUUUGUCAGAUGAUAGUUUAGAUGCUAUUGUUAAUAAAACAAAUCGUCAGCCGGUUGUAUCGCGGUGGAAAGAUCGUGUUACGCGUUUCGGUGGCUGCCAUACCUCAACCCACCAACGGAGCGGCAGCUGACGUUCACGAGGGUUCAUUAUACAUAGCCGUUAACCGCUAUACGAGUUUUCACCCGGGAGGCGAUGACUGACGAAAUUUGCGACUGGCUCGCGGUCCCAUAUCUAAAGUAUAACUAUCCCUACGAGUUCUACAGUUACAUACAUAAACAUGGCCAAAUAGAUCAAGAUACACUACGAUUAAAGUUUGCAUUUUGACAAUCGUUCUGUUUAGAAGAUUCAUGGCACCCAACGUUGGCUGUCUGUCGCGAAUAAUACGAGUAAUAUGUAAAGAUUGCUAAAGUGCAUAACUAGGUGUAUUGACCAAACGUAAUAAAUUAAAUCGCUUUACUAACUAUGUUUCAUUAGGGCCUUAAAAGAUUGUAAACAAACAAUACCAUUACGGUAACUCAGUUAAUGAUAUAACUGCACAGUUACAAAAAGUUGUAUCUCAUUCGAAAAAUGACUGAGUCACGUUUGGUUUGUUUACAUUUUUUGGACAUGGACGUGUAAUUCUUUUUAGUGUAAACCAUGUAAAUAUAUAAAGCAGAAAUAAAAUCAGUUUUUUACUAUUUCUCGUACUUGAAUGUAGCGUUUCUUGAAAACUAAAUUACAGAUUACCAUAAAUACAGUUGUCUAAGUGACCCCUCCAUUAGAAAUUAAAACUUUUAUGCAAGGGUAUACAUAUGUUUUCCUUGUAGUGUAAGGUGUACGUAAAAAAAACUGCAAAUCGAUGUACAGUUUAGCCGUUCGGCAAACGCAUACUAGAGGUCAAAACAAAAAUUUUGAGUGCAGUCAUUUUCCUCCAAUACGAUAAGGCUGAUUUUUCUUUGUACAAUAUAUCCUCCUAAGGAUUUUUUUAAAGGUUAUUAAUUUUGUUUUGACCUUUUGCGUGUGCCAAAUGGCUUAACUGUACAUCGAUUUGCGGUUUUUCUUUGAAAUUCGCUCGUACGGCUUCCACUAUUGACUGUACAAUGUUUGCAGUUAUACACAAUUACCGCGCUAGGCAUUUCGUUAAGUUUUGUUAUUAGAUCUGAUCUGUUUUUAAUAUUUUUUUCUAUCAUUAUACACUCCGAUACUAAUGAUGUUUAUUUAACGAAAGGUCAUCUUGGUAUUGUACAGAAAGAUAACUCAUGAGGUAUAACAGUUUAAAUAGGUACAUUGAUAGUCUCGAAACCUGUUGAGCUAUGGACGUCAAUUUAUUCCAAAUUGUUGUUAUUUAAAGUGUUAUCUUGGUUAAAUUUAAACAUAAACUAAUUGAUAGGCUAAGUAUAUUUGGAUUUAUCUUGCUGUAAUCAUUAAUUGGAUUUGAUUGUAAAAAUGUUACUAAGUAUUAAUUUGCGUUUCUUUAACUUACGAUUUGGAGAAUCAAAUUUACUUAAGUAACAUACUGAAUAUAAUAAGUCUAGGAAUUUCCAAAAUACGCUAAUGUCCAACAUUCUUAUGUUAAUCGGCCUAAAUUUAAUCUCAGUUUGAUUAUUCAGAGCAUAAUAAAAUUAAAGUAGAAAAUGUAAAUAAUUUUUUUAUGGUCAUACAUAAUCUGUAGACUAAUUGUGAUGUUUUCAACUAAAAGGUACCACAUUGUCGUUUGUCGAUAAGGUUGAUUUCAGAUUGAAACUAUCGAAAUAGCGCCUCAUUGACAACCGACAAUAAGUACACUUGGUUGAAAAUGGCACAAUUAAUCAAAAAAGAACCCAAUCAGCUGUUUGUGUACUUUUAAACAGAAAUUAGAAUGUCUUAAUGUCAUAGUUUUACUGUAAGGUUGGACUGGUAGUAAACAAUUUGACGACUCAGCUGUGCUCAGUAAUUAGUGUACCUAAUUACGAUGUUCUCGCUCGCCUUCGGCGUAUAGUACUUAUAUCCAUUAUGUUAUAGCGAUUAAAAUUAGACCGUUUUUUGGGUUCUUUCUAAUAUUACUAGUACAACUUAAAGGGGUUAAAAUCACUUAGUUAACUUGAAGACUAAAUCAGUAUCACACUAUGUAGUU
This is a messenger RNA of Cydia strobilella, 4248 nucleotides long. It is a transcript of the gene Nasp, whose product is annotated as histone-binding protein N1/N2. Lineage: Eukaryota; Metazoa; Arthropoda; Insecta; Lepidoptera; Tortricidae. The coding region runs from base 165 to 1355 and encodes 396 amino acids. Gene Ontology annotation, molecular function: histone binding. Gene Ontology annotation, cellular component: nucleoplasm. The transcript has 9 exons. Gene Ontology annotation, biological process: CENP-A containing chromatin assembly; DNA replication-dependent chromatin assembly. The record is from RefSeq and is a predicted model, not a curated record.